Messenger RNA from Funneliformis caledonium, 141 nucleotides. The record is from the annotation of a GenBank genome assembly. Lineage: Eukaryota; Fungi; Glomeromycota; Glomeromycetes; Glomerales; Glomeraceae.
AUGAGAAAAACCAUACAAUUCUCUCGAAAUUCAAGCUCUUACAAUAAGCAUAAAGAAAAGGAAUCGAAGGAUAUCAUCAUAUUGAAUGAUCGUUAUGGUCUAGCAUUAAGUGCAUUUAUAUAUGCUGGUUUCACCGAUCUG